Molecule: messenger RNA, 2163 nt
Organism: Saxophila tyrrhenica
Lineage: Eukaryota; Fungi; Ascomycota; Dothideomycetes; Mycosphaerellales; Extremaceae
Exons: 1
Coding region: 1-2163 (720 amino acids)
Biological process (GO): negative regulation of DNA-templated transcription
Cellular component (GO): nucleus
Molecular function (GO): metal ion binding; RNA binding
Source: RefSeq, a predicted model, not a curated record
AUGGUGUCCGACAAGAUCUACGACCUAUGCAGGCCGACGUUGAAGAAUGCAGAGCUUGGGGAAGAGGACAAGAUCGAGCAGUUGGAGGAACUAUUAGCAGGCGAGCCCACGUCGCUGAAAGGCAAGGCACUCGAAGAUGCCGUUCUUGGAUCCUUGUGGCAAUGGAAGAGCGCAUCCGAUAAGAAGUCAACUCCACCACCUGUCAGGGGAGUGGCGAUAGUAAGAUCGAGUUCGCCGGCGCCGUGGCUGCAGAGACCGGGUACGCCAACGUCGGGUGUCGCAUCGCCACGGCCUUCGAGCGCAACACCAUCCGUACCACCAGGUUUCCUAGCUAGGACGAAGUCUUCCACGCAAUCACCCUUCCAAUCUCCACGAGCGUCACCGCGCCUACCCGUAGCUACCCCAGCCAUUCCCCACAGCCCCAGACUGAGCGCAUAUCAGUUCAACGAGUCCUCACCGACGACCGAGAACUACGGCGACUACGGCAGCGACACAGUCGACUGGCUGGUCAAUGAUGAUGCGAGCAGUAACGCGAGCUUGGGCGACGCUGGCUUUGGUGCCUCUUCAGAGUUCAUGUCCCCGUAUACGGCCGAGAUGAGCCCAUAUGAUAUGCUGCGGUACAUCCUUCAGGAUAACAGGAGCGACGAGGAGUUGGAGCAGCUGCUGGAGGCGAACGGAUUUGAUCUUGGCCAGACCGUCAACUCGAUCAUGGAAGUGCAAGGCGUCGGGCUCAAUACCAUGGCUGCCGCGCUACCAGAACAGAACCGGACGUACCUCGUUGGCAAGAGCAUGUCACCCUCAUCGCGACCAGCAACACCCGCCGGCCAGCAGAAGUCGCCCAUUGUCUGUCGGUACUGGCUUGCGACCGGCCACUGUGCGCGAGCCGACUGCCGCUUCGCUCACGAAGUGCAAAACCACGUUUGCAAGUACUGGCUGCAAGGCAACUGCAUCGCCGGCAACUCGUGCUUGUUCUCUCACGAUCCGGCUACGCUCAUGCAGCAGCUCAACAUCGCUAAUAGCGGCACCAACACGCCACAACAAUUCGUGCCCAACUUCCAACUGCAAGACUACGACAGCUUCCCUGCCCUCACUCCGUCCACCAGCAAUCCCUACGACGAGUCAGCACCCAACAUGGACCCCACCAGCCUGGCGUCGACUCUACACCAGCAAUCUCUAUCUGGACUCUUCCCAACAUUCGUGCCGACUGGCCCACGCCAUGGCAGCGGCGCCAACUCGCGGCCUGGAAGCAGACACACUUCGCGAGCACCAACACCAGCUCAGCAGCCAAAUUUCCAGGACGAUGAAGCGUUUCCAACGUUGGGAUCAGCAGCCGCCAAGCCAGCAGGCAAGAGACACCACGGCAAGCGCGGCGGACACGGACAUCAGCAGUAUCAACCCGGUAACUUAGCAGACGUCGUCCGCAUGUCGCCAUCGCCUGGUCCGAACAGCCGUGAGGCCAUGCGCCGUGGACUUCGCAAUAAUCGAUCGUUCACCUCUACACGCGAGAACAGCGCAGCAGCUAUGGCAAUCAUCGCACCCACCGACAUCCCCUGGCUCGAGACUGGCUCCAACGCCAACGCAGCUUACCUCAAAGCCCGUCAAGAGGCCUUCAAGCACGGCGGCCUCCGCAACAAGUUCCUACAAUCUGCAGCUCAAGCCUGGAACCGCAACGACGCCCGCGGCGCCAAAGCACUUUCACUCCGUGGCCAAAACGAGAACACGCUCAUGCGCGAGAAGCACCGCGAGGCUGCACGCGCGUUGUACGAAGAGCGCAACAAGAAUCAGUCCAACUACAAAGAGCUCUUCGUCGACCUUCACGGCCUGCAUCCUGAAGAAGCCGUCUCCUACCUCUCCGAUUGCCUUCUCGAGCACAAAAGUUCUUCGAAACCUGUCUACGCCAUCUGCGGAACCGGCCACCACAGCAAGAACGGCAAGGACAAGGUCGGCAAAGCCAUCCGUCUCUUCUUGAACGAAUGGCGCUACGCCUUCCGCGAGUUCAGCGUGCCCGGCGACCGCAACAACGUCGGCGGCAUCCUAGGCAUCGAUCCGAGCAGCUACGACAAGGAGCUUGCGAAGGCGAAGGGUGGUGUCGGUGUAGGCGUGGGCUUGGACGCAGAAGAUUCGGGGUUGGGUGAAGAUACCAAGGUCACGAUUGUGAAGUAG